Molecule: messenger RNA, 705 nt
Organism: Venustampulla echinocandica
Lineage: Eukaryota; Fungi; Ascomycota; Leotiomycetes; Helotiales; Pleuroascaceae
Exons: 3
Coding region: 1-705 (234 amino acids)
Biological process (GO): cysteinyl-tRNA aminoacylation
Cellular component (GO): cytoplasm
Molecular function (GO): ATP binding; cysteine-tRNA ligase activity
Source: RefSeq, a predicted model, not a curated record
AUGGCCUCGAGGCAGCCUGCAUGGGAGCAGCCCAAGAAGCCGCCGGGCGUUGAGCUGCCACCGCUACAGAUUUACAAUUCGCUGACCAGGAGGAAGAAUGAUUUUGUUCCGCUUGACCCGGAAGGAAAGAAUGUCACUUGGUAUGCGUGCGGCCCAACGGUAUACGAUAUUGCACAUCUUGGCCACGCCCGGAAUUAUGUUUCGACCGAUAUUAUUAGGCGCAUUUUGAGGGAUUACUUUGCCUUCAAUGUCAAAUUUGUAAUGAACAUUACCGACGUAGAUGACAAAAUCAUAACCCGUGCUAGGCAGCGCUACUUACUCGCUCAAUUCAAAUCGAAACAUUCCAUAUUUGACGACGCCACAUUUCAGGAGACCCAUGCUGCGUGGAAGGCUUAUGUUAUCAAGAAUCUGGGCCUUGUGCCGGCGCAAACCACGACUCACGAUUUCAAAACAGCCUCUGAGCUUGCGUACAAAAAUGUGAUCGAGGGGAAAUCCCUUGAUGGCACAGCCGCCCCUAGCGAAACGGAGGCUAAGAUCAAAAUGCACCUACGCACUGCUCAAGCUGCUGCUGACGGGCUCGAAGCAUUCAGCGCUUCCAAGUCCACACCACAAGAUGGACUGUAUACAAAGGUCGACGAUGUCUUACUCUCAUAUUUAGACGAUCUCUACGGCUCUCAAAUUGACGCCACGGAUCACAGCAAGUAA